UUGCUAUAGGCACGCCGGCUAUUCCGCAGUUAAUCGAUGUCCUUACUCAGGAAUGUUGGCAUAUCUCUGGGUACGGAGCCGAGUUUUACACGCACAUUGAAGGAUCCGCUAUUCCUGUUUACAUGGAACAGAUGGCGAAUCAUGCUGCGGAGGUAUUGGCAAAAAUCGGCGAAUCUACCGUCCCCGCACUCACGGCGGAACUCACCAGAGCCGAACGUGAGUUUUCCGAAUGGUUUUACAAAUACUUGCGACCCGAGCAAACUGACCGUCUUAUCACAAUGUUGGCGUAUGUUAAGAAAGGUGAAUAAAUGGACAACGAACGCGUCAUAGCCGACGUGAUUGAUGAUUUGUCGGAUAUGGAGGACGAUGUCCGUGAGGCAGCGAAAAAGGAACUGGUCGCUAUCGGCGAACCGGCUAUUCCACGACUGAUCGAGGCACUCGCCGAAAACUUGUGGGAUGUUCCCGACCAAGCGGCAGACAUUUUGGCGGAAAUUGGAGAAGCCACAGUGCCAGCACUUAUGGAAGAAUUGGCAAUAGCCGAACGACAUCAUGCCCUCUGCAUAAGUGAUACGUUAGGUAGAAUUGGUGCCCCUGCUAUUCCAGCACUCAGCGAAGCAUUACAAGACUUAGAUGAGCAACUCCGCGAAUAUGCUCUCCGUGCAUUCUGCAGCAUGGGAUCAGCGGCAAUUGGGGCGAUCCGGGUUCUUAUUCAAGCUUUAAGCGAUCCAGCGGAAGAGAUUCGUACCUAUAGUGCAUACGCACUCUCAAAUCUCGAAGAUGCCGCCAAGGAAGCUGUACCUGCGUUAAUCAAAGCAUUAGAAGACGACUCCGAACGGGUUCAAUAUCAUGCAGCGUAUGCAUUGGAAAAAAUUGGAACCCCGGAAGCGAAACAAGCACUCAUAGCAUUGAGCCAAGCGUAG
This is a messenger RNA of Geodia barretti, 920 nucleotides long. The record is from the annotation of a GenBank genome assembly. Lineage: Eukaryota; Metazoa; Porifera; Demospongiae; Tetractinellida; Geodiidae.